AUGCCCGCCAUCAGAACCGCCAAGAACAGGAAGCCGCCUCCAGAUGGCUUCGAAGACAUCGAAGACACCCUCCUCGAGUUCCAAAACAAGAUGAAGGACGCCGAAAACGCCUCCCACGAAGGCAAGAAGAAGCACGAAAUGCAGUGGCCAAUUUUCCAGAUCACGCAUCAACGCUCCAGAUACAUCUACGACCUCUACUACGAAAAAGAAGCCAUCAGCAAGAAACUCUACGAAUGGCUUUUGAAAAACAACUACGCCGAUGCGAACCUCAUCGCGAAGUGGAAGAAGCAAGGGUAUGAAAAGCUCUGCUGUCUCCGCUGCAUCCAAACCAAAGAAACGAAUUUCAACAGCACAUGUAUCUGUCGCGUACCUCGCGAACAGUUGAAAGAGGAUCAAGAGAUUCAGUGCGUGGGCUGUGGGUGUCGGGGUUGUGCGAGCAGUGAUUGA
Messenger RNA from Pseudocercospora fijiensis CIRAD86, 447 nucleotides. RefSeq lists its product as uncharacterized. Gene Ontology annotation, cellular component: nucleus; spliceosomal complex. NCBI's taxonomy places the organism in Eukaryota, Fungi, Ascomycota, Dothideomycetes, Mycosphaerellales, Mycosphaerellaceae. Gene Ontology annotation, biological process: mRNA splicing, via spliceosome. The record is from RefSeq and is a predicted model, not a curated record. The transcript is spliced from 4 exons. The coding region runs from base 1 to 447 and encodes 148 amino acids.